AUGAAAAAGAUAGCGACAGAAGGAGAGGGCACCAAGUUGGUGUCAAAUGAGGAAGGAAGGGCCAAGAUGGAGGGAGUGGAAAGCCAGCAAGAGAAGAGGUGCAGGCCCGUGGAAAGCCCAGCGAAGAAGCGGAAAGCCAAUAAUGACUCGCAAACACAUGGGACACAUGCGUGCCGAAACCAAACGCAAGGCCCAAGGACAGUUACACUGUUCACAUUUUGCCGCAUCGCGGGGGGCAUUUGUGAAGGGGCAUCAAAGUGGUGGGCCCUUUUGAUCAAGAGCAUCAUUUCUUCCUUUCUACCAGUAGGUGCUCGGUCUUUACAUGUGCCAGGCAUUUUGCAGCAGUGUCUUGUUUGCGUGGACGAUGUGAGUCAAACAAGUCGGGUGUUUUUGGAGCCCGGUCUUAGAGGUGCAAACGAUGUCAGGUGGUCAAUUUUCCAACAACUUGCAGUUCACGUGCCCGGCCCCUGCCCAUCCAGAAAGAUAAGCAGAAGAAAAGUGGGAAAGAUGAAGACGAGCCAAGAAACCUUCUUGUUGCAAUGA
Durusdinium trenchii is the source of this 543-nucleotide messenger RNA. The record is from the annotation of a GenBank genome assembly. NCBI's taxonomy places the organism in Eukaryota, Dinophyceae, Suessiales, Symbiodiniaceae.